Molecule: messenger RNA, 642 nt
Organism: Bipolaris maydis ATCC 48331
Lineage: Eukaryota; Fungi; Ascomycota; Dothideomycetes; Pleosporales; Pleosporaceae
Source: RefSeq, a predicted model, not a curated record
UCGCACAAUUUACCCCGAAGCCACGCCAGCACCCUCAGGCAACGGACCACAGGGCAACGCUGGGGAGGCGAUCCCUGCCGCUCCCUUGGCAGCAAGUUCUUGGACCCUCGUCCUCUCCAGCAUCCUGCCCUGGGCAAUUGUACUCCUCCAUAUUCCAACCUGCCUCGGCUUCUAGGCGAGUUGGGAAAAUGUAUGGUAUACCAUGGACUUCGGACCAGCCUAUUCUAUCCUGGGUGCUGGUAUCGUCGCGAUGUUUGCAUGUCUAAUGAAAUGCGUUACGAAUGGGUAUAUUGGUUUCAAAAUCUCCAUCAAAUUGUGGGCGGGUCCUUGGCCUGACGCAAGCUGGAAGUGGAACUACAAGUUUAAGGGCAGCAAGGAGACGGAAGCGACGUAUAGAGCCAUAUGGGCGUCACUUCGACAGUUCGUUCUUGGAGCUUGAUUUAUUUUUUGUUUGGUUUUAUUGCAUAGCGUCUGGUUUUGGUAUUUGAGCGUAUUGGCUUUUUGGUUUAUUAUGGCAUAUCUGCAGGCGAUUGAGUUGGUUGGCCUGCGGUUGAUGUGGAUUCAUGGUCUGUUUUCAUACGAGAUUAUAGAGUAUAGGAGACGAUGUCAUGUCGUAACGUAAUGAACUUAUUAUGUAUAUUG